AUGAGUUCGAAAAUAGAUCCAAAGAAACGAUUGAAAGAUUGGGAGGUGAUCAAAGCCGCUGAUAUGCAACUCAUGAGAGAUGAAAAGCUGAAAAAUAGCAUGACAUCUUGGGUCAUCAAAUGUUUCAAUUCACCAACCGAAUACCUUGCUCCAAGUUUUAAAUCCGUGCCGGAGGAGUAUCAGAAAGGCCGAAAUCUCGGUUACUUUCUCAUAGACGAUGUGGAUAUAGGUGCUCUGUUUGUUUGGGAAGAAAUGCGUCAGAAGGAACAACAAGCGUGGGAUGAGAACUCGGUUAAAGAUAUGUCGUGUCUUCAAAGGUUCACAUCCAAAUGUCUUACUUAUAAGCAUCAAAAAAAGAUGUACCUCCGAGUGAUUCCUGCUUUCGACCCUGGUGAUGGAGUGGUAGGAGAAGGACGAGUCUUUGUGGAGGAUUUAAUUGAAGUCAUCAAUAUUCUGAAAACUCGAUAUCAUCUUUCCGAAUCUGAGACUGACGACCUGACUGAACUCACUACCUCUUGCAGCAAGGGUUGCAUUCCAACAAUCUCAUUGUCCAGUUGCAAAGAAAUAUUGGAGAAACGUAAUGUCGACAAGAAACUGGUCAUGUUCGCGGACGACCCCAUUUACCUCAUCGGAAUGCAAACUUCAUACAAAAAUGGAGAAUAUUUCAAGAUAUUGAGCUCUGGCGGCAUUCAACUCCUCAGUCUUUCGCAGUCAAUGAUGUUCCUCACUCAGAAUUGUAUUAUUGGAGUGAACUGGACCAAGGUGUCAAUGGAAGAGAGGCUCGCUAUACUAAAAGAGAUUUUUGCUUGUACUGGCUUUGGAAAGGAGAACUUUGUUCAAUUCUCCUUGAUGAUCAAAUGUGUGAUUGAAAUCAAGAAACAAUUCAAAGAAGUCUACAAAGAUCAAAUAAAAUAUCAAAGCUACACUUUCGAGGACGUCUUCCCGGAGAACUUGCUGGACUUCAGUUUUCUCCAGGCACUUGCCACCAAGUUCAACUUCUCCGACAAAAUCUUCAAACUGGAAAUGGCAGUUAUUCCGGUUUGGAUGAUGAGAGUUCAGUGGAUUGUUGCAUGGUUUGAGAGCAUCAAGGAUGGAACAUUCAAGAGCUGCGAUGAGUAUGGAAAUGCGAUGAUUGAAGCCAUUCUGGUUUGGGUGCCUAUGAAUUGCAGAUUCUUCAUAAAAUCUUAUUUGAUGAGUGUCUUCUUAGGAAUGGAAAGAUGUAAAGAGCACGAAGAUGUCAUGAAUGAUUACUUCUCAAGGUUUCGCGAUGGUUCAGAUUUAGUCCUACAAUACCACGGUCAACUUCCGGAUAUGAUGGACGACGAGAUGGAAAAUUCGAAAACAGAAAUGAGGAAUCAACAGUCUGGAUCUUUGGAAAAUAUUGUUCAGCAUUCACAGAGUGAAUAUUUAGAGAUAGUUGGUCAAACUUUCGAAUUGACUGAAAUUUCAAACUCACAAAGUAAAUCCGAAAAAGAUAAAGAAGUGAUCCGCGCACUUAUCGAUUUAUCCGCUACUCCAACUAAGAUUCCAAUCGAGAGCUCAGAAAAAAUUGGUUCAGUUAUUGACCAGCAGCCAACCACGACUAAUACUCACUGCCUCACCAAUCCACUUUUCAUCGACACCAGUCAUAAUAACCAGAAAAAAGACUCCGCCAUCUCCCCAAAAUUGUACAGAGUGAACGAAGCCGAGAUUCCAGAAUCUAUCCGUCAAAUUGUCGAGUCGGCAAUGAAGGAUUCCAGCAAAAAACGGCAAUGGAAAAGAAUCACAGAAGCAAAUCUUCACGUGUUGGAGAAAGUCAAAGGCAAUUGUCAUUUUAUUUCUUUUGAAGCGAAAACACUCGACGGUAGUGUCACUCUAAAACCGAGUUAUCAAGUGUGGACUAAAAAUAUGCAUGCCACGAGCAAUUGCCGAUACUUCCUCAUGGAUGACAAUGAUUUGAAAGUCGCAGAAGUACUAAGGCAAUGCGUCCAACAAUGGAAGGCUGAUGUUGCCCCGAAGAUGCUGGAGAGCAAGUUUAUUUGGGACGGAAACACGAGAGAAGUCGGAUUAACACAGAAACACAGCAUUUUCAUUCGUGUCAUCCAGCCUGCAGUUGUAGAAGACGUUGGGGAAGAACCUCGAAUCUUUUUGGACGAAGCGGUGGAAGCAGUCCGCCUAUGCCGCCAAACAUUCCAGAACGAUGAUUUUACACCAGAAGAAUUUGUGGAGUACCACAAAAUGUACCAACGAUCGGAAUUCGACUUCCCCACCAUCCCAAUCUCGGAGUUCGAAAAAAUUCUGGAUGUCUUUCAUAUCGACGACUCCCCAAUAACUCUCGUGGACGACCCAACUCAGAUACUCGGGAGUGCGAAAAUGCUGAUGAACGCCACACAUUUCUGCAUCGUUGCAAGUGCUGGAAUGCAAACUUUUGAAGUGAUUUCUUCCCGGCUUGCGGUGUUGUUCAUGGUGGAGUCUUUUAUUUGCGGAGUCAACUGGAACAUUGUCCCAAUGAACCAGACCAGAUGCGUAUUGGAAGAAAUUCAAUUGUUUGCAGUUCUUCCCAAAGGUCAUCACGUCUCCUACAAAAGAGUCGUUGAGAAAAUUAAUGAGGUACGAUUAAAGUACCCAGGAAUCUACGAAAUCGAGCCAUACCCAGACAUAUUCCUUCGCAAUAUGCACUCGGAAGAAAUGGUGGAAGUGACCCACUUCCAAAAUAUUGCUGUGGAAUAUGGGCUGGUGAAUCGGAUAUUCAUGGAUACGAAGCUACAUGUUUGGAAAAUCCGGACACUUAUCAUCACGGCAUGGAUCGAGAAUGUUUUGGCAGAACAUUACCAUCCGGAGAUCCGACAAGCGGUGGUAGAUGGGAUGCUGCACAUGGUCCCGCACGAAAAACGUGUUGCAGCAAGGCUGAAAUCGGGUCAAGCUCUCUUGAAAACACCACCACCACCCGCGGUCACACAACAAGAACCAUCCACCUCUGCAACCCCAUCACCUGAAAAAAGUCCAAAGAAGAGUUCGUUCAAAUGGUACUCGGUGGACGCUGGGAAGAACAUAAUCGAAAGUGAUGGAUCGGAACAUAUGGAAGAAAUCGAUGUAGGAUCCGGUGACUCAACAGGAGCUGGGUCGGAUACGGACUCGACAGGAACGUUUGACAGUGGAUUGAGUCCAAACGGGACUGAAGGAGUUGGAGAAACAACUGAAAAAGAUGAUGACGUGGAAUAUCAUGAGUAUGAUAUAGAGUUAUCUGAAAAGGAAGACGAAUUUGAAUCCGAUGUUACGGAGGAAACAAUUCGUCCCGAGGAACCUGAGAUUCAGGAAUCCCAAGUCAAUGCUCCAGAUCAGGAAGCCACUGAUGACGUCAAGAAGACUUCUGAUGCCCAAUCCAUUGUCCCUCCAAGCUCAAUUGAUCAAACUGCUAUUCAACAACCACAACCAAUCAUCAAGGAUAUCAACAAAGCCAAUGAGAAUGCGCCUAAACAAAAUGCUAUUAAGAAGAGGGAUCCAUUGAGACCCCUGAAAACUGAAGAAGAGCAAUCUAUGGUUCAAAAUUACUUUCAGUAUGUUUUGGAAGAGAAAGAGAGGGAGAAGAGGAAUAAAAUUUUACUGAACAGCAUGAGAAACAAAGGAGAUGAAAAAACACCGACUCUCCCGGGGAGCCUAGUCCAACCAUCUUGUCCUAACCUUGCUAAGGAAAUCGCGUCGCCAAAUCUCGCGCGGAAAAAAGAAGUGACUAAAGAGAAAAUCGAAGUCAAGAAAGUGGAGAAACAGAAGAUUCCUCCUCCAAAUCAGAUUGUAAUUGAGGGGAUUGUUAUCCAAGCUAAGGAAAUCGACGCAAAAGACACUAUUGCUCAACUCACUUACGAGAACUCUGAAAUUGAAGACAUUCUAACAAAGAAAGAGGUUGCUGCUGCUGGUGAAGUGAAAAAAGUCAAUCGCCUGAAUCCAAUUCUCAUGGAGAAUAGGAAUCUAGCAGAAGAUCUGGUUCAAAACUGCGUAGAAAAUGCUCUUGCUGUGUGUGAAUUGGGUCCUUCGUGGAGUGAAAUGAAGUGCUUCUCCAAUGCAGACGUUCUGGACUUUGAACCCAUUGAGCCAAUCAAAAUGAAGGAUGAAGAGACUGAAAAUCUUAAUCUGCAAUCAAUCCUUCACAAUGAUGUUACUAAUGACGUUCACAAUGCCCCAGGUCAAACCACGAAUCCUGAGUCUUCUAGCCAAGUUGUGAAUACUGUCAGUUCAUCAUCAGAACUGGCUACCUCAAUUAAGAAUCUCUUCAAGCAGCUUCGCUCAGAUGUCCAGAAGAAGGAGAAGACCUUCUUGAACCAAAAUCAGUCUACUGGAGACACUGGGGACACCGCUGUGCCGUCUCAACCUACCUCAUCUUCAGCUCUAGACCUCAUUGAUCAACUUCAGGAUAAAAUGAAAGAAUUGCUCAAAGAGAACCGAUUGCAAAAAAUUGAAAUUGAAAGCCAGAAGCAGUUUUUGGGAGUUCUCAUCGAUGCGCUGCCACCGAAGAAAACCGAAUAA
This is a messenger RNA of Caenorhabditis remanei, 4500 nucleotides long. RefSeq lists its product as uncharacterized. The record is from RefSeq and is a predicted model, not a curated record. NCBI's taxonomy places the organism in Eukaryota, Metazoa, Nematoda, Chromadorea, Rhabditida, Rhabditidae. The transcript has 20 exons. The coding region runs from base 1 to 4500 and encodes 1499 amino acids.